GUAUGCGUGUCGGACCCACAACAUGGGCUUGGCUAAGUUGUGCUAUAGGAGGGGCGCCCCUUUGGAGGGCAAAACGGAGAGUGGUGAUACUCCAUUCAAUAUAGCAACCAAACAGAGAGACUAUAUGAUGAUGGAAUUCCUGUAUACGUAUGGUGUUCGUAUUAACUCUAAGGACGCACUGGGUAAGGCCGCCUUGCAUGUAGCAGCAUCUAGUAACGACGUGGACGCUAUUUGCCGGCUUAUCGAGUGGGGAGCUGAUGUGAAUCUUCGGGAUAAUCGUCAACGGACCCCCCUCCAUUAUGCAGCAGCAGGUGGACAUAUCAAAGGGACCAUGCUGUUACUUGAGCUGGGGGCAGACCUUAACGCUGAGGACCACAAGGAGUAUACGGCAGUGGCCCACGCUGAGGCUAAUGAUCACUUCCUGCUAAUGGACAGACUGGCCUCUUUGGGUGGUCGGGGCCAUAGACUCCAUGAAAUCCGCGGACAAGUACCGGCGCCUCCAAAGAGGAAGUCUACGAGGGAGCAACUGAUGGAGAAUGAGGCCAUGGGAAUCGUCACGAAUCCGAAGCGGAAGAAUAGUAUUAUAUCGCCACUGUAUGACCCUGCGGUCAAGAAGGAGAUCAACAAGUAUGCAGCCCUACAGGCCAGGGACGACUUGGAGGCCAAACAGUUGGCUAAGCUCGCCGCUAAGAAAUUGGUGGGGACUUGGGGGCACUGA
This is a messenger RNA of Perkinsus marinus ATCC 50983, 718 nucleotides long. RefSeq names its product ankyrin repeat, SAM and basic leucine zipper domain-containing protein, putative. The annotation marks the transcript as partial. Lineage: Eukaryota; Perkinsozoa; Perkinsida; Perkinsidae. The transcript has 5 exons. The record is from RefSeq and is a predicted model, not a curated record. Gene Ontology annotation, molecular function: protein binding.